Molecule: messenger RNA, 2368 nt
Organism: Brassica oleracea var. oleracea
Lineage: Eukaryota; Viridiplantae; Streptophyta; Magnoliopsida; Brassicales; Brassicaceae
Product: heat shock 70 kDa protein 3-like
Biological process (GO): cellular response to unfolded protein; protein refolding
Cellular component (GO): cytoplasm
Molecular function (GO): ATP-dependent protein folding chaperone; heat shock protein binding; misfolded protein binding
Source: RefSeq, a predicted model, not a curated record
CGAUACGCGCUUCAAAAAAUUUUCUAAAGAUCGAGAAAAGGAAAAGCGGGUGAAGAUUCGUCCCUACGACCGUCGGAUUAACCACCGAAAAGAUCGUACGGUUACGAAUCAAACCAUCCAACAACCUCUCUCAAACCCUAGCUGAGGCUCCGUAUCUAUAAAUAGACUUCUCCUUGGAGCGAAGACAAGAGAGAACCACUUUGCUGUUAAAAGUUUUUCUUUGUUCAUUCUUUAUUAACGAACGAUGGCUGCUAGUAAAGGAGAAGGUCCAGCUAUUGGAAUCGAUCUCGGUACGACUUACUCGUGCGUCGGAGUUUGGCAACACGACCGCGUUGAGAUCAUCGCUAACGAUCAAGGCAACAGAACGACGCCGUCUUACGUCGCGUUUACCGACAGCGAGCGUUUGAUUGGUGACGCCGCGAAGAAUCAGGUCGCCAUGAACCCUAUCAACACCGUCUUCGAUGCAAAGAGGUUGAUUGGUCGUAGAUUCAACGACAGCUCCGUUCAAAGCGACAUGAAGCUGUGGCCCUUCAAGAUCAUUGCUGGGCCUGCCGAGAAGCCCAUGAUCGUUGUGAACUACAAGGGAGAAGACAAAGAGUUUGCAGCUGAGGAAAUCUCCUCCAUGAUUCUCAUCAAGAUGCGUGAGAUUGCUGAAGCCUAUCUCGGUUCCGCCAUCAAGAACGCUGUCGUCACUGUCCCAGCUUACUUCAACGACUCUCAGCGUCAGGCGACGAAAGAUGCUGGUGUCAUCGCCGGUUUGAACGUUAUGCGUAUUAUCAACGAGCCCACGGCUGCUGCUAUUGCUUACGGUUUGGACAAGAAGGCGACUAGUGUGGGUGAGAAGAAUGUCUUGAUCUUUGACCUCGGUGGUGGUACUUUCGAUGUGUCGCUUUUGACUAUUGAGGAAGGUAUCUUUGAGGUGAAGUCUACUGCCGGAGACACUCACCUUGGUGGUGAGGAUUUUGACAAUAGGAUGGUGAAUCAUUUCGUUCAAGAGUUCAAGAGGAAGAACAAGAAGGAUAUCAGCGGGAGCCCGAGGGCUUUGAGGAGGUUGAGAACGGCUUGUGAGAGAGCGAAGAGGACACUGUCUUCUACUGCUCAGACCACCAUUGAGAUUGACUCUCUUUACGAGGGUAUUGACUUCUACUCUCCAAUCACACGUGCGAGGUUCGAGGAGCUUAACAUGGAUCUGUUCAGAAAGUGUAUGGAGCCUGUUGAGAAGUGUCUCCGUGAUGCUAAGAUGGACAAAAGCUCUGUUGAUGAUGUCGUCUUAGUCGGUGGCUCAACCCGUAUCCCUAAAGUCCAGCAGCUGCUUCUCGAUUUCUUCAACGGCAAAGAGUUGUGCAAAUCCAUCAACCCUGACGAGGCCGUUGCGUACGGUGCAGCUGUUCAGGCAGCUAUCCUCAGCGGUGAGGGUAACGAGAAGGUUCAAGAUCUCCUCCUGCUCGACGUCACGCCGCUUUCUCUCGGUCUUGAAACCGCCGGGGGAGUCAUGACUGUGUUGAUCCAGAGAAACACGACCAUUCCCACAAAGAAGGAACAAGUCUUUUCAACUUACUCAGACAACCAACCUGGUGUCUUGAUCCAAGUAUACGAAGGUGAGAGAGCGAGGACCAAGGACAACAACCUGCUGGGAAAGUUUGAGCUUUCUGGAAUCCCGCCGGCUCCCAGAGGCGUUCCUCAGAUCACUGUCUGCUUCGACAUAGACGCCAACGGCAUCCUCAACGUCUCUGCCGAGGACAAGACAACAGGACAAAAGAACAAGAUCACAAUCACCAACGACAAGGGAAGACUGUCAAAGGACGAGAUUGAGAGAAUGGUUCAAGCGGCAGAGAAGUACAAGACAGAGGACGAAGAUCACAAGAAGAAGGUUGAAGCCAAGAACGCACUCGAGAACUACGCGUACAACAUGAGGAACACGAUCAGGGACGAGAAGAUUGGCGAGAAGCUAGCGGCUGAUGACAAGAAGAAGAUUGAAGAGUCGAUCGAAGCGGCCAUUGAGUGGCUUGAAGGGAAUCAGUUGGCGGAGUGUGAUGAGUUUGAAGACAAGAUGAAGGAGCUCGAGAGCAUUUGCAACCCGAUCAUCGCGAAGAUGUACCAAGGUGGUGAAGGUGGUCCAGCUGGUGCAGGGGGAAUGGACGAUGAUGUUCCACCUUCUGCCGGUGGUCCAGGUCCCAAGAUUGAGGAAGUCGACUAAACUUAUCAAUCUACCUACUCUGCCUCUGUGUUUGUAUUUCAAACAUAAUGUUUCUCUAUUUUUGUCCCCUUGAGGGCCUUUUUUGCUUGAAUAUCGUUACGACCCCAGGUUUUCAUUUGUUUUGGUUUAGCUAUAAUAUUUUCUUAAUCAGAGCAGAAACUUUUUUGGUUA